Molecule: messenger RNA, 3939 nt
Organism: Vespula vulgaris
Lineage: Eukaryota; Metazoa; Arthropoda; Insecta; Hymenoptera; Vespidae
Product: transmembrane protein 145
Exons: 5
Coding region: 585-2054 (489 amino acids)
Biological process (GO): G protein-coupled receptor signaling pathway; response to pheromone
Source: RefSeq, a predicted model, not a curated record
CGAACUCUCUCUCUCUUUCUUUUUCUCUUUCUCUCUCUCUCUCUCUCUCUCUCUCUCUCUCUCUCUCAACGUACAUAUGUAUCUCAAAAAAGGAUAAGAAAAAGGUAAAGGAAAAGAAAAUAAAAGAAAUAAAGAAAGAGAAAAAGAAAACGAGAAAGAGAGACAGACAGACACACAGAGAGAGAGAGAGAGAAAGUUUCAUUUUCUCCAUUACGCUUUCGAUCUUUGGGUGGGGAAAAUCAAUAGGAAAACCGAGUUCGAUAGGCGAGCAUGGCUCGUACAACGUACGACAGAUAAAACGCUUGUUAUUAUUUUUGAAUCUAUUUCUAUGCCAGUAACAUAUGUGUGCCCUCGAAUCGCAAUACGUGAACAACGAAGACGAUGUUACGAGAAGAAGAGUUAUUGUCGACGUUGACGAGGACUCCAUGGCGAAAGAAGAAGUGAUUCCGAAAUGUGUUUCAAAACAUUUUGACUCGAUGAAGAAAACAUGUUAGAGUUACGAAAGAUUGUCUUUGCUUCUUGACAUCCGUUCGAGAAAAAAAAAACGUUCGACCCUCGAUAUUUACUGGGAAUUGUCCUCGAAUAUGAUGUUUCGACGGUGGUUGUACCCUUUCUUCUCCCUUUGCAUCUGCAUUCUAUUGCAGCUGGAUUGUGUCGAAUCUACUCACAUAACUGGCACAUUCAACGCGAAAGAGUUCUUCCGUUUUCUCAUUAAAUUUGGCUUCCAAAAAACUGAUCGUCACAGGCAGAAGGAUACAUCUGGAUAUAUAUUUGGAAACAUCACGAGCAAAAUGAACUUUUCUGUGCCGAUUACAUUGGCCGUUCUUGAUCGGAGUCAUUUUUUAGAGUACUAUGGUAAUAGGACUGUAAUAGAUAAAAAUAUUGCGUGUACUCUAAUGUUUAAUACUCUGAAUCAGAGUUCUUACGAUCCGAACUGUAACGACGAAGGUCAAGAUUUUCUAAGGCGAAUACCUUGCCCUAGAGGAAAAUUAUGUCAAGACGAAGACUCUAUAUGGAAUAUUGUAAAGGGACAUCAAUUCACUUAUGUUAUACAGGACUUUUGGCAACCACGUUUCUGGUAUAUGAGUAUAGUAGCAUGUUAUAGAAAUGCAACAACAUGCCAGUGGGAAUAUUAUGACAAGCAUGACAUAUUAGAGUAUGAUAUAUGGCUAGUAAAUGGCAAUCCUAAUACUAGUGGCCUGAACAGCCUUACGUAUCAGUUCUCCUAUGACAGGCAGAAUACUAUAGAACUAUAUUUACUAUUCUUUGUGUGCUAUAUUAUAUUAGUUCCGCUGCAAUUAUAUGCAGCAAGAUUACAAAAACACCCUGUGACACGAUUAUUUACGGCUAGCUUAUUAUUAGAGUUUGUUGCAGUGUGUUUAAUUUUAAUACACGUGUUAAAAUUUUCUCUCGAUGGAGUUGGCUACGAACAAUUAGAAGUUGCCGGCGAUAUUUUUGAUAUUCUCUCAAGGGCAUCAUUUAUGUUACUUCUACUUUUACUUGCCAAAGGAUGGGCUGUAACUCGAAUGGAAUUAACAUGGAAGCCUCUAGUUUUUGCUAUAUGGCUAUGUUAUGGAGUAGUACACAUUCUGCUGUAUGUUUGGAACAUGACUGAAGUUGACAUAGUUGAAGACAUCGACGAAUACCAGACUUGGCCAGGUUGGUUCAUUCUUUUAUUCCGAAGUGCUAUAAUGAUCUGGUUUUUAUAUGAACUUCGAAAUACUAUGACGUACGAACAUAAUACUCAAAAAUUGAAUUUUCUUCUUCACUUCGGUGCAUCUUCACUAGUUUGGUUUAUUUAUUUACCAAUAAUAGCUCUUAUAGCACUUCAAGUGAGUGCUCUUUGGAGGUUUAAAUUGUUGUUAGGUAUAACAUACUCUGCUGAUUGUUUUGCUUAUUGUGUAAUGGCACAUUUAUUAUGGCCAACGCGAAGUGAACAGUACUUUUUACUCGCUCAAGGUGGAGAUAAUGGUGAUGAACUUGAUGAAUUCAAUGAAGCACCUCAUGUACUGAAUAAUUAUGUGGAACCAGAACUCAGUAAAAUUAUCACUUAAUAUUAAAAUCUAAAUGGGGUAAAAUAUUGAAGAGUAACGUUCAAAAUGUGAUGUAUAUUUGCCAAAUGGUAAAACCAUAGAAAAUUGGUAAUACUUUGAUCUGUGCUAUUUGAGACUGAAAUGUGCUGCACAUUCUGUAAUUAAUAUAUGUAUAUCAUUGAUUAGAUCGAAAUAUGCAAUAGAAGUCAAUAAUUAAUGCGAAAAAGAUAAAAUGAACAAACACAAUGUAAAAAUCAGUUUAUUAUGAUAAUUUUCUACUUAGAGGGUAAAAAUAAUGAUAAUUGAUUUAUUUUGUACUAAUUCAUGACACACACAUACACACACACACACACAGAGAUAUAUCAAGUGCAUAGUGUAUAGUAGAAUAAUAUAAAGUCACUUUCUUAAUUUUAAAAGAUUUGAAAUGUGUAGCAGAUUUUUAUGGUUGGCAAUUAUCUGAUAAUUUUUAUUUUUAUUUGGCUUCUGUAUUUCACCUAUAUAUCAUAUACCUAUUAUAUAAUAUAUACAUACAUAAAAAUAUAAAAUAAUCACACUAUUACAUAGUAAAUUUUAUAAUUUUAUAGUAAUCUACAUAAUAGAAUUUUCUUGUAAUACUCACUCUCUUUUUUCUCUUUAUAUUGUUCAAUAAUUUUAUUAUUCUACACUAUAAAAUAUAUUUUAGUGUGUGCUUGAAAGAGAAUGAUUAUACAUAGUUGUUUACAUGAUUGUGUGGUUUUAUAAUUACAAUAAGAUGGGAACAUGACUAAGCAGCCAUGAAAUAACUAGUUGGGUACAAAACUGAAAAUAUUAAUUUAUUAUAAACAAUAUCAGUAUUAUACAUAUACUGCAUAUUUACUUGGUAACAGUUUUAUUACUGAUACAUCUGUAAACACUUGGAAAUAUUUACUAUAUAAAUAGUUAUGGCUCUUAGCAAUUUUGUAUUUUUCAGAUUACAUAUAUAAUUGUCAUGCUAUAAACUACUUGAUUUUAAUUUAGAUCAAAGCACAGUAAACACAACUUAUUAAAAAUUCUAUAAGGUUUUACUACUAUUUUUUUAUUAAAAAAUCGUGAUUUAAACUUUAAUUUUUGAACUGCCUGAAGAAAGUAUAAAUUCUAUGUGAUGAUUUAUAUUAGUAUAUAGAUAAAUAUAUAUAUAUAUAUAUUAUAAAUCAUUAUUAUUGUUAAAUAUUGUUGAACAUUUUCCUUAGAAACUAACGUUUUUGUUUGUUUCUGUUUUAUUAAUUAAUUAAAAAUUCGGUUGUACACCAAUAGAAUAUUAGUUUAAAAAUGAAUGAAUCAAUGACUUUGAAUUAACAAUUAUAUUUCUAAUAUUACUUUUUACUAGUUGUACAUUAUUUAAUGAAAUGAUGUUGCUCAAUCUUGUAAUAAAUAAGGUGAUAGGGGUAUACACAAAUAUACACUGUCUUUAGAAAAAUUUUGAGCUCCUUGUAUGUAUUGAAAUAUUGGUGCAAUGUUUCUAAUGUCUUGAUAUUAUUGUAGAAAUCAGAUAAUGGAUAAUAUUUUAGAAAAAAUAAUUAAAGAAAGGUCUAUUAUGUCCUUGAAAAGUAAAUAAAAUGUUUCGCAGAAUAAAUUCAAAUGUUUAAUUAAAAUAAUAUAAACCUUGAACAAAAGAUUUCAGUUAUAUAUGUGUAGUGUUGCUUAAUCAGCAAUACCUUUCACAUUCAACUAAUUGUGAAAUUAGUUUAUUGUACUUAAGAUGACUCUAUUCAUCUAUAUAACUAAAAGCGUAUUUUAAUAUUUUCACAUAAGCUGUUGUCAAAAAAAUAUAUUGUACAAACAAUCGUCAAUUUGAAUUCUAAUUUUUCAUAUUGUUAAAUAUACAAUAGUAAAUGAGAACACAAUAAUGUUAAGUACUUUUUUACAUGUAAUAAAAGAAACUAAAUUA